Vidua macroura (Pin-tailed whydah) is the source of this 4314-nucleotide messenger RNA. It is a transcript of the gene ZNF804B, whose product is annotated as zinc finger protein 804B. The coding region runs from base 1 to 4314 and encodes 1437 amino acids. Gene Ontology annotation, cellular component: nucleus. The transcript has 4 exons. The record is from RefSeq and is a predicted model, not a curated record. NCBI's taxonomy places the organism in Eukaryota, Metazoa, Chordata, Aves, Passeriformes, Viduidae.
AUGUGCUCUGGCUGCCGCCGCCUUCAGUGCAUCCUGCUGCUGGCAGCGCUCACCCGGGCGCUGGAUGAGACGGGAGCAGGGAGAUCGCUGCUGCGGUUCCGCCCGCUCCUUCAUGCGGGCUUCUGCUCCGGCGGAGCUCGCACCGCCGCCGCGGAGGAGCCGGGCUGCCCUCCCACCCCGCGCCCGCCCGCCCGGGGGGCCCGCAUGGCGUGCUACCUGGUCAUCAGCUCCCGGCACCUCAGCAACGGGCACUACCGCGGCAUCAAAGGCGUCUUCAGGGGACCGCUCUGCAAGAAGGGCGCUCGCUCGCCGGUAACUGCCACCUCCUCGCCCCCUCCCUCACUUGCCCCCCGCACGGACUAUGCUGAGAAGGAGAGAGCUGCAGCUAAGGCCCUGGAGGAUGUGAAGGCUAACUUCUACUGUGAACUGUGUGACAAGCAGUACCACAAACACCAGGAAUUUGACAACCACAUCAAUUCUUAUGACCAUGCUCACAAGCAGAGAUUGAAAGAUUUAAAACAAAGGGAAUUUGCUCGAAAUGUGGCUUCAAAGUCAUGGAAAGACGAGAAGAAACAGGAAAAAGCACUCAAGCGACUCCACCAGCUUGCAGAGUUACGGAAGCAGUCAGAAUGCAUCACUGGGAGUGGACCAUUGCUUAAAGCCCCCCGAUUAGUCCUGGAAAAGCAGCAAUCACCAGAUGGAAUUUUCCUGUACAAGGGCAGCAAGUUCACAGCAAGUUCUCAGAGAACCAUCACAAGUGAAGGACAAGGUUUCUCCAAAAGCAUACUAGAGAAACAGCAACUUAUUAUAAGCAGGCACCACCCCACAACUGAAAGACACCAUGCACUUGGAAAUCACGUCUCACAGAUGUCCCCAUAUAGCAACAAUACCUCUCAAAGGGCAGGAGUGUCUUUUUCAUUCUCUAAAAAGUUCCCUUUGAAGCUUGAGUCCUCAGCAUCAGUCUUCAGUGAGAACUGUGAAGAAGGAAAUGAUUGUAGUGAGUUCCCCAACCAUAAAAAAAAGCACACUACUGAGGGCUGUCAUUCUGUCACACUUUUGGAGGAAGAAGGGAAAGCAAGUUUGGAUAAAGAGUCACCUAUUCCACAAGACCAAAUGGAUUUGGAUAACAGUGCAUCAAGUCACGUAGCUGCAAAACCUAAAAUGCGAAAGGAAAAUGAUGAAAAUAGUGACAGGGGAUCAGGAGAAAAAAACAGAGCUAAUCCUUCAUUUUCUAAAGUCAAAAUACUGCUUCCAAAUUUGAAUUUUUCGGCUUCCCUGAGAGAAACAGAGCAAGAGAGCAAACUGAAUGAAUCUGAACAAUUCUUAGAAACUCCCAUUUCAUCUUCAUGCCAAGCUAGCAAUUUUUGUACACAGCUGAACACCUACAAGCACAGUAAUGCCCACCUGCCUGACCAGCUAUCUGAGCUCCCACGACAGCCAGCACCUGAGCUGACCUGUUUAAGCAACAUUAAUGACAGUCCUGGAGCGAUAAAAAGAGAAAGAUAUUUGGAGAUUACAGAAACCACAGAUGGAAAUGUGGAAACACUUGAAAAGGAGACCACGGUUAAAGAAGUUAAGCCCCAGGCAUUGCCUUUCCUCCAUGUAGUGAGCAAAGAUGGCACCACUGCUCUGCAGUGGCCCACAGAAUUACUUUUGUUUACAAAAACUGAGCCCUGUAUUUCAUAUGGCUGUAAUCCAUUGUAUUUUGACUUCAGAGUCUCUUUAAAUCACAGAGAGGGUAAACAGCAUGAAACAAACAAAGCAACCUGUAAAGAGCUCACUAAAAAUAAGACUGCAGAUGAAUAUGAACCCUCAGGUUUAAUAAAACACAAGCAAAUGUCAAAUGAACAAGAUAAUCAGUUGUUGAAACCAAAGAAGAUGAAAGGUUCCCUAAAUCCAAGAAAGGCCAAGCAAAAAGCUGAGUCAGACACAGGGAAAGAAAUGAAUGAAACUGGUCAAAAAUGCAUUGCAGAUUAUUUGAAUGAAAAUAUACCCAAAGUGCCUGCUUACCUUGAUGUCUCACAAAAGGAUUAUGAGACAGAAAAAUGUCUUUACACAACAUCACUGAGGAGACCUUUAAAGCAUCAUUUCCAUGGCUGUGAAAGAAAAACUCUGAACAUUAGAAAUGAAAGCAUUUCCUUUUCUGCUUUUAUGUCUAGGAUUAAAAACUUUAACUCUGAAAAAUGUCAUUUAAUUGAUUCUGAAGAAAAAGAUGAGAACAAAAAUGACUCCAGUUCCCUUCAAGAUGUGGUCAGCUGCAGCAGUGGCAUAAGUGACAGUGGAAAAGACUCUAGUGGAAGUUUCUUUAGUUGUAAAUCUAGUUCAAACAGCAGGUAUUCAGAUAAUGAAGGAUGUGGAAGUUACACAAGAUGCUGGAGAUUCCCAUCUCCACAAAAGUCCUCAUCUGGCAGACACUCCAGCUAUUCUGACAGUUCAGUUAGCAGUACGAGUAGCUACAUGAGCUACAUGAGUCCCACAUCAAACAAUCACAGAAGAAAUAAUUUGCUUUGUUGUUUUAAAAGAAAAGGCAAGACAAAUGAAAGGCACAAGUGUAAAGACAGAAAGCACAAGUGUAUUUUCACUUCAGAUGAUACAGACGAGGAUUAUCUUUGUCAUUGUAGAAGUCACGGAACUAGAAACUGUAUUCAGAGUGGCACAAUUAAAUAUCAAAGAUGUUCAAGACAUAAACUUUUACAAAUCAGAGACAGGUCUAAACACAGCAGAUGUAGACAUCAGCAUUUUGUCAAAGUGCUUAGUAGGAGUAGAAGCUGCCACAAAUCCAAAAGUGGUUCCACCAGUGAUUCAAGAAGCAGUGAAAGAUCAUCUAGCAGGAGAAUAUCAAGAGGCAGCAGUUCAGGAUCCUUCUCAAACGAGGCUGACAACUGUGACAACAAAACAAUAGAGGAUGCUGAGAGAGGUUCUAACGCUGAACCAGGAAAAGCUGAAACUGCACAUUCCAAUGCUCUGAAUAUGAAUAGUCAGUCUAAAAAAUUUGCCACCUGCUCUUCCAAAAACCUGGCAAAAGACAUAUGUGGAAAAAGAAAGUCAAUGACAGCCAAGUUACUUUUAGAAAGAGUGCAGUCUAAGAAAACCCAGGAACAAAUGCAUGAUCCAGAGAGAUUUUCAAUCAGUAGUGGGAUAGAAUUACAGGAUCACUCACGAAAUCACUUUGCUCUUCAGUUUUCAUCAUCAGUAGAUGACAUUGCAAUGUUACCUUUGCCAGACAAAGUGCUAAGCAUAGGUAAAAAUGACUUGAGACAUAAUGAAAUCAGUUCAUUGGAAAACAGUGUGAAGAAAAACACUGAAGCAUCAGAGGUAACUAAUGUUGCUCUUUCACCUGGAACUGAUUAUGAUCAUUGUGUUCUUAAAGACAUAAUUCAAAUUGAAACAGGCUAUCAGAGCCCAAGCAUAAAAAGGAACACAGCAAUAAAGGAACAAACCAAUCUCUUCAUUAAUGAAGUGCAGCCCUUUAUACAAAGCUGUGAUCCAGUACCAAAUGAUUUCCCUGGUGCUUUUCCCUCUAAUAGAUAUUCUGUUGCUAAUUCAACAGAGACCAAAGAAGAACUACAUGAUGUAAACAUGGACUUGAACCGGGCAGAAGGCAGUUCAGACUCUUUUUGUGACAAUGCUAUGCAGAAGUAUGGUGAUACACUAAAUGACCUAGAAGUGUACAGUAAAUCCACCUCCCCUCCUUUAACACAGCAGCCUAUCACAUUUACACCAGAAGAAGUAGACAAAUACAGGUUGCUGCAGCUGCAAGCCCAGCAGCACAUGCAGAAACAACUUCUGGCAAAACAUCUGAAAGUUUUGCCUGCCCCAGGACCAGCUGCCUUCUCUGCAACACCAGCAGUUCCUGCCCUCCCUGUUCAGCAGCAGGCUACUGUCACCACCAUCCACCACACGCUGCUGCAACGCUUUGCUGUCUCGGCAUCUGCGCACCCCCACAGCAGCCAUCUCUCCCUGGCACCCAUCCACCCCUCUCAGGCACAUUUUGCCCCCAUAUCACUUUCUCCAUUAGUGCCAGCCCUUAUUCCCACCCACCCUGCUUUGCUGACAGGACACCCACUGCAUGUGGUUUCUGCUACUCCCCUCCACCCUUCCUCACUGACCUUCCCUGCACUGCCACAUGCUGCAUAUAUCCCAGCCUUAUUUACACCACACCUGAACACAGCCACACCUUCUGCUAUACACCCAAAUCACUUAGUGCAUCCCUUGUUCCAAGGACAAGAGCCCCAUCAUUAUUCUUGUUCUUUCCAGACCCAACAGUUACCUACAGCAAAAGAAGUUUUCAGUGUUUCUAGCUACUUAAACUAG